Messenger RNA from Stegastes partitus (bicolor damselfish), 1195 nucleotides. It is a transcript of the gene tnfaip8l2b, whose product is annotated as tumor necrosis factor, alpha-induced protein 8-like 2b. Gene Ontology annotation, cellular component: cytoplasm. Gene Ontology annotation, biological process: regulation of apoptotic process. The coding region runs from base 371 to 931 and encodes 186 amino acids. Lineage: Eukaryota; Metazoa; Chordata; Actinopteri; Pomacentridae. The record is from RefSeq and is a predicted model, not a curated record. The transcript is spliced from 3 exons.
GGAGGGGAAUACAGUGAAGAAGGGUUUUUGAAUUUGAAUUUCAGAGGGAAACACACCAGCGUAGUGAGAGGGAGGGAGAUAGAGAGAGAGAGAGAGAGAGAGACAUACACACAGGCUGAGGGGUGUGUCAUAGCAAUUUAGUUCCUCAAGGAAGUACAGCUCAACAUUAUCUUAAGACAGGGUGGCAAGCACUGACAGAAGCGCUGCAGGAGGGCUGCUCUUUUUUGGGGGGUGUUUUUUUCUUUUUGGUUCGGUGGAGAUGAAGGGAUCUCUUUAGGUUAAGCGGCCUGUGCUGUCCACCUGAUACACAGAGCGAGAGAGAGAUAUCUGACAAGGAGGGAGGGGGACUCGGCACACUCACAGGCGAACCAUGGAUGCAUUCAGCUCCAAGGACAUGGCCUUGAAGGCCCAGAAGAAGAUCCUCAGCUCCAUGGCCACCAGGAGCUCCGUGCAAAUGUUCAUCGACGACACUACCAGCGAGAUCCUGGACGAACUGUACAUCGUCUCCAAGGGCUACUCGGGAAACAAGUCUGAGGCUCAGAAGGUCAUCAAAGACCUGAUCAAGAUCGCCGUGAAGAUCGGCGUGCUGUUCAGAAACAACCGCUUCAGCACAGAGGAGCUGGGAGUGGCCCAGGACUUCAAGAAGAAGCUGCACCAGGGGGCCAUGACGGCGAUCAGCUUCUACGAGGUGGACUUCACCUUCGACAAGGCCGUGAUGUCGGAGCUGCUGUCCAGCUGCAGGGAUCUGCUGCUGAAGCUGGUCAACACCCACCUCACGCCCAAAUCCCACGGCCGCAUCAACCACGUCUUCAACCAUUACUCCGACCCGCAGCUCCUGACCCAGCUAUACGACCCCAACGGCAACUUCAGACCCAACCUCACCAAGAUCUGUAAAGGACUCAACAAACUGGUGGAGGACGGAACAAUAUGACGCACGCCGGGCGAAGCGUUUCAGAACAGACACUGGGAGAUCAACAGGCAGAGCUCGCCACAGGCUCUGAACCGUUGGGACAAAUGAUUCAAAAGUCUUACCUGCUGCCGAGGACCUGCAAUGUAAGACGAGUGAUUUGAGAACAAAUGUGCAGCCCCGAAGUUCUCAGAGAACGUGUGGGAAAAAGAAUAAAGAUUGUGGAGUCGAGUUUGUAUUGUUUAUAGGUGAUACAUAUAGAAUAAACUGUACAAUUGUGAUGCCUAA